UACAGUGCCACCAUUGCAAGUAAUCACAUUUUUGCAUUUCUUGGUCGCCUUUUUUUCAUGCUGCAAUAAAACGUUGAUUAUCCGAACUAAUGAGGGGACAUAGAUGCGCGAAAAAACAUUGCCAAUGAAAAACUUUUCUACGGGACGAAUCUCUGCCAUAUUUAUAUGGGCCAAAGUAUGAAAUCAACACUUUACAAGCUGUUCGUAUAACCUAUCGUUCGUAUAAUCGACGUUCUACUUUAUGUACAGCCGUGAGCAGAAACGGUCCUUUAAAAUAUUAUUGUAAGUUAAUGCCAUUACACUAUAAUAAGAACGCAUCCCAGAAAGAUUACUCAGAAAACUAGACUCCUAAUUCGUAAAAAAACGUUUAAUUUAGAAGUUUCAGCAGGAAAGUAUUACGGAUCGUUAAUGCCGUAAAUGCUUGAGGGAUAACAGUAUACUAUUUUUCAGCAAUGCAUCAGAAACGUGUUGUUUACAUGUUGCUCGACAAUUCACGCUUAAAGGUUGCAUGCUAUACUUGUAUGACGCAACAGCACUCUUCAUAAGUUUGUAGACAUAUAUAUGUAUACAGCAAAUUGCAAAACUUGAUGCUGUCAUAGUUUUUCUCCGAUUACACUUUGCUCUCUGGGUAUAAUUCCAAGUCCUUAUCAACCUCUAAUUGACAAUAAGAAAGUUUAUACCUCUACAGUAAAUGGUUCUAACUUGGAUGUACCAGAUAGUAUAUGGUGCAUAUAGGUAAGUUAAUUUCUGACUAGUGAAACAAAUAGAACAGGAGAGAAUGCCAAAGAGUAGGCAGUCUUACUAUUGACUGGCUUCCCAGACGCAGUAGACGUACUCGCCCCAUCACCUUGGUUUACCCUAGUUCGUCUGGCCACGUCUGCCCUGUACUGUCCUGCUCUGCUUUCGGCUCUAUGGUGGAGUGCGGCGUCGCACUACUAUAUAUUACAGAGUGACUCACUGCUCCUCACGAAUGGCUACGGAUUCUCACAAUCACACACAAGGAACUCGUCGUCGACCCGCUCUUCCUGGCGCUCGACCCCUGCAAGGGGGUUCGUUCAAAAGUUAUCUGGCGAGAUAACAGUAUUGAAACGCAGCUCGUGUUCUAUUUGGAGUAAAAGUUUGUAAUGCCUUUAAUGACUUAGAUAUCAGUCGAAUACAUUUAUAUACCCUGUGCUUAAAAAAUUGUCAAAUAAUACAACAUUGUGUUUAAAGAAAACUGGGACACUUUUUCAUACAGACAAAGCAGGUUACUAAAAAUAGACACGUAGCAAGGGGAUAAAAUAAAUCACGAAUGCAAAUUCCAAGGUGAUUUGAUGGCGUUCGGAUUUUCAAGUCUACCAACGGGGUUCGCGUGGCUUGGCGAUCGAAAUGCGGCCAGAUGAUCCGGUCGAGAUAAUUUCCGGCAUGCAAGUAUAGCAAAGUCGAGUAUCUGCUGCUAGGGGUGAACGAGCUUGGGGUUGUCGGCGUGGGGGCGGAUGAGGCCGACGGAGUCGACGAGGGCGGCAAACCCUUCGUCAGUUGCGUGACGCCUGCCGGCUACGUCGCGCAUAUCGCGAUCGCGACUUUAGGCUUAAUGUCAUCCACGUGCUUUUGCAAGCUCGCGACGCGUUACCGCAGUUGCGCCCUGGCGCCUUCGCAUGCCUCCUUUGAACUAAUUUCCUAACUAUUGUCAAACAGUAUUCAAGUUGAGAGUAAAAUUACCCCGAGAAAAAUAAUGUCAGUGCAUCGCAGAACCAGGAAUAAUUUCUGUACGAGGUGAAACUCCUACAAACAGGAUACAACGCGUUCUGGAUCUACUGGAGUUUCACAAAAUGACAAGGACUGCAGUGCGCUGUCAUUGGCUUCAACGGUCUAACAUGAAGGUUCUAUACUCUCUUUCCAACUCAGCGCUAUGAGGGAUAUCGAGCGGUCUGCAGGUUCGAGUUAAAUAAUAACAGCCAGGCUUUUUAAUAUAUAAACAGGAACGAGAAUGACGCACCUGUUCAGGGUAUAAAGGGGCCAGUGAGCUGAGGUUGCUAUAGGGGUAGUCAGGUUAGACUAGGGUUACCGACCUACUCGUACGCUGAUCGCAUCUUACACAGAUGUUAUGUUAGAAUCAGCCUGAGUCUAAGUCCCACGGACUCUCGGAAGGGGUUUCACGAGACAAGGGGUGAGUUUGGCUGUACGAGAAGCAUGCUCGGGGGAUGACAGGACGGCGAUGGAGGUGCGGUAGGAAGGUGGGAAGCGCGCGGGUGGAUGCAUCCCGCACAAUGCGUACUGGGUUGCCCGUGGGGGAGUCCCAAACCGAAACUCAUCGCCAUCGCCAUGGUAACCACAACGAUGUGUAGGUACGACGCCGCGGCGCUUGCUGCAUCGAGAAACCUACUUUCAAGGACGCCUCUACGGCAGCACGCUCCCCUUGGCAGAACUAGGAGGAUCAGCCCGACGACGAGUUUCCUACGAUGACGCUGUCCAGGUUCUCGUAAUGCUGUUAGCCAGCGGAGCGUCGAUACCGACGAUCGCCGGUGCUGUGGAAGAGGAGUACGCUCAGAGCGAAGCGAACAGCGGCCAUUGCGAUGGUUACGUCACCGAUCAUACCGAUCUCGCAUCGGAGAUCGACAUCGACGAGUCUGAAUAUCGUCGCGAGCUUCUGAACGAUAGAUGGCGCAUGCUCUUCGACAAGUACGAUCCCGAGGGUUUCGGCGAGAUUCCUCUCGAGGACUUCCUCGUCGCUCUUCAGAGUACCGAGUGGAAAACGGAAAUUCCGGCGAACAAGCGAGACAUCCUAUUGGCGAGGGUGAAGGAAUCCCGGCUUCAGGCUAUCACGUUCCAGGACUUUGUCAACGUGAUGAGCGGAAAGCGCACUAGGAGCUUCAAAUGCGCCGUUCACCACCGGGACCGGGAGGUCUGCUCGGAGAACGACUUUCACCUGCUGCUCCACGAGCCCCCGUUAUUUCGCAGGAUGGUCCGCAUGAUCGGCGACGAGUUCCUCACGGAAGAACGCGACCGGAAGUACUACGCGGAUCAUUACACCUGCUGCCCGCCGCCGUUAUUCAUCAUACUCAUAACCCUCGUCGAGUUGGGUUUCUUCACGUACUACACAGUGGCGAUGGGCGAGGUAAAUCCUUCGGGUCCAGUUCCCAUCGACAGCGUCUUCAUCUACCGACCCGACAAACGUCUCGAGCUGUGGAGGUUCGCCUUCUACAUGUUCCUUCAUGCGGGGUGGCUUCACCUGCUGUUUAACCUGGGGGUACAGGUGGUCGUGGGUCUUCCUCUGGAAAUGGUACACGGAAGCCUGAGGAUCGCGGCGGUCUACAUGGCCGGAGUCCUCGCCGGUUCGCUGGGCACGUCGGUCUUCGAUACGGACGUGUACCUGGUGGGAGCCAGCGGUGGUGUUUACGCCCUCCUCGCUGCCCACCUCGCCAACGUUUUACUCAACUACAACAACAUGGAGUUCGGGAUCGUUCGACUGAUCGGGAUCUUCAUUAUCGCCAGCGCGGACGUCGGCUUCGCCAUCUACGACAGGUACGCGGCUGAGCAGAUGGGACCCCCCGUCUCCUACGUUGCGCACCUGACCGGCGCCUUGGCAGGACUGACGAUCGGCCUCCUCGUCCUGAAGAACUUCGAACAACGGCUACACGAGCAGCUACUCUGGUGGGUCGCGCUCGGCGUCUACGCAGCCUGUACCAUCUUCGCGGUCAUGUACAAUCUGAUGCAUCCAGACUAUCCAUGACGUGAGGUCAGCUUCGCGUAUGGUCCACGGAACACGUAACGCGAAGCUGCCACCGUGACGCCUAUUGUGACUCGUCGAGGACGCAAUCAGCAAGCUCAUGCCAAAAACAUAUUGGAAGGGACGGACAGUGACGGGAGCAGAGCCAAUGGAGAUGAGGAUGACAAAUUGGGAGGGGGGAGAGAUGGAGGAGGAUUGUGGCCUGGUGCCACGCACAGGAAACGUACCAAAGAAUAUCCAAGGAGAAGAUGGAGAGAAUCGAGCGCGCCGUGAGACACGCUACCGGAUGAAGAGACCGAUGCAGGGAAGAACGGAAGUCAUGGACCGGCGGGCUGGUUCGAGGGACUUCCGGUUCUGGGACCUCAUCGACGCACGUGUUAAUUUGGGUACCUUUGACAUUGACGAACUCGUGGAUGGAGCCUUGAGUCUCUUUCUGGAUGAUCUUGUCGCACUUGGCGUCUCUGGUUUUGCAACCUCAGUGAAGUGAGACACCAAGCGAGUCCUUGGCGUUGAACGGCAGGGAGGGACAGAGAGAGCGACUUAAGAGGGCCAAACUGAAACUCUCGUUAAUCCUUAAGCAGCAAAGAGGGAAGUACCUGAUUGGACGCACUUCUUGAUAUCUUAAUACCUGCGAGACGAAAGUUCUACGAGUGAGUCGCGGGUACCGUUGUUUCCAUUAAGUAAUCCAUUAGUCGCGGAGGGGAGUUUCCAGAUGGAAGGUCGCGCGUGGCAGAACCGGAAGAAGAGUGACUUGUUAGCUAUUCGGCACGGAUAAUGGUACUUCCUCUCUUUACCAUUCCAGAAUUAAUAUACUUUAAAGAGAUUCCUUUGAGGGUCCCUGCCCGUCUCGUAAUACGUCAUUCGGACUGCAAGCGACAAGAAGUUUCCAGGAGAGCAAAAGGCUCCAAGAGACGGUGCGACAGGAAGUUCAGAGGUGAAAGUGAAAAUUCCAAAAUUUCAACCGGACCAACUGAUAUCGUGAAACGUGGGUCCCAGGUACAGAGGAAAAUGACGACUUGAUAAAAAACAAAUCCCCAAACUCAAGGAGGCUGACGUCCGCGGCUGUGUCUCUCGGUCGUCGCUGAAGGAACCCGGAGAGGGAGAGGAAGCAGUAAACCGGAAGAAGAGGACGAACAAUCAAAAAGCCAAACCAACUAUUCGCUAGACGUGUCAUUAACUUGGUUUCAUUUAUUUUUAUACCUAAGACUGGAACCGGGAAACGCAAGGUGACGAAGAUAUCCAUGGCCAGCGCUAACCACUAAAAGACUGAAUCUUUCAAAUUUCUUCAUAAUCAUUAAGCGCGCGCGCGCCAAAGCGUAAUAAGCCGUUUUCGCGGUCAGUGAGAAUUAUGAAAACAGAGUAUGUAUGUAUGCGUGCGUUGGUGUCAACGCGAGAGCGUAAGGUAGCGUGCGAGUGGGACAGAAUGAAAGUUUGGACGAAUGAUAACUAAAGAUGCAAGAGUGUGCUACCAAGGUGAGAAAACUAAAGAAAAACUGUUAUAACAAAAUGCGAGAUCGUUCCGUGGCUUAAGAAGUUUCCGCGUUGUUAAAAAGACGCUUUUUAUUUUUCCUCGUGCACUUGCGCGUGUAAAGCAGCAGCGGAGCCUUUUUUCUUCUUGUUCACGUAGUCAAAUCGGCAAUCGGUCGCCCGUUCGUUCCUUUCAACGCCGAGCGACGGCCUUUCGUUACAUGGCGAUGCACCCUUACACGCGAUUGACACCGUUACAACGAAUCCCUCGCCGGUAUUCCGCCUACGUAAUCGUAAUCCUAAAGGUACGCUCACAAUUGUGCACCAUUGUAAAUACGAUUGUAUAGCUCGUGUACAUGCGCAGAUCGAAGGAGAGAGAUAGGGCUAGAUAUAGUUAGUACGUAGCAUUAAGGAGCGAGCGAGCGAGCGAAAGAGGGGAGAAGAAGGACCCAGUGGUAGUGGAGAAGUGCGCAUGCGCGAAUUAAGACCGGACCACCGAGUAAUUACGGGAAAUCGUAUCGUAACGAGACUGCUUUCUAGGCCUCUACCGGCCACGUAGCGAAGUCGAGCGCUGCGAGACUCGAGGAUGCUCCAGUUGAAAAAUACAGAAACUCUAAGGGCAAGCGCAGCGGGGGAGGAAGACUCGGCGAACGUGGCGUUCGCUGCCGUCUAGCCGGGCGUUACGUGUUUCGCUGCAUAAAUGCAAAGCUUUAACCUGGCCGAUGCGUGCCGAGAGUUUCGCGUGACUGUUUUAUCCCUCGAGCACGCAGCCUACGGCGUCGAUUUGCGAACCGGUGGCAAAUACGUGAAUUGAGAAUUCACCUGGUGUUGUUUUGUGGACUCGCGACAACGCUUCGCCGAGAGACCCCCCCGUGGCGUGGAGCGAAUAAGAAAAAUGAUGAAAAAUGACUUACGUGUUAAGCGCCGACUAGAAAAACCUAGAGAAGGCCUUUUUCCAUGCGAGUUGUUGAACAACGUAAUUCCUUUCGCUCGCUCGCUCGAUUCCCUCGUUCGCGCGAGUCUGGGCUUCUGCUGGACCUCAUUCGUUUUACAUGUUCUUAAGUUAUUUAUCGUUAUUUAUAUUUAUUCCUAGAGUCGCCGCCCAGCGAGCAGGAUCGCGUUACCGGUCGCUAGCCGUGUUCACUAAAGUGAUGAAAAAUUGUUGAGAUGGAACGCAGAACACGGUCGGGCUUUGAGAGCAGAGCUAAACAGGCUGGUGAGAAAUUUCGUUGAAGAGUCGAGGGUUAAUAUAAUUUUUAAUUGACCCGCAACCUACUAGACCUCCAUGGUUUGCCGAGUCUGUCGCCGGUAUAACCCCGAUGGAAAAUAUUUUGAAUGGCCGUGAUGAGGAGGGACGUUCG
Molecule: messenger RNA, 6537 nt
Organism: Cephus cinctus (wheat stem sawfly)
Lineage: Eukaryota; Metazoa; Arthropoda; Insecta; Hymenoptera; Cephidae
Gene: stet
Product: protein rhomboid
Exons: 12
Coding region: 2465-3712 (415 amino acids)
Cellular component (GO): membrane
Molecular function (GO): serine-type endopeptidase activity
Source: RefSeq, a predicted model, not a curated record